Molecule: messenger RNA, 1873 nt
Organism: Phaeodactylum tricornutum CCAP 1055/1
Lineage: Eukaryota; Bacillariophyta; Bacillariophyceae; Surirellales; Neidiaceae
Exons: 1
Coding region: 118-1683 (521 amino acids)
Biological process (GO): intermembrane lipid transfer
Cellular component (GO): cytoplasm
Molecular function (GO): lipid transfer activity
Source: RefSeq, a predicted model, not a curated record
UAGAGCCGUUCAAGAUUGAGAGUAUAGAAAUCGGAAAGCCCCGCAAGAAAUAUCGCUUUUGCCUCCUAUGAACUCACUCUUCUAACUUUGAAAGGAUCUCAUUGUGCUGACUGAUAAAUGUGUAUUUCAGUCGAAAAACCUAUGGUUGCCGACGGCAACAGAAGUUCCCGAUCUUCGUUUUUUGAAACGCCGAUUCUACGGCUUCGAUACUCCGUGGUGGGACCGGCUUUGACGAUCGACGCACAAGUCUUGUUGGCUCUUGUAUUGAUAGCAGCGUAUCUUUCUAAUUGCUUGCAGGAGGAGCGUGUUUCCUUUCUUAAUAAUUUCUGGACAAUACGAACGAUUCUGCAGCAGGAAAGUCUCAGGGCUGUAAUUUUCGUAUUUUCAAUGUUUGCUUUUGGGCGGAAAUGGUUUGGUUCUUUGCUAGGAGCUCAAAAAUUGGCUCAAACAGGUUCAUCGGCUCUGAAGAGCGUUGCUUCAAACGGAACCAUCGUGAGAAUCCGUAGUUCCAUGUCGAUGUCUGUCAUAUCGGACCGGCUAAUGUCGAUGAACGGCAAGUCGACCUCGCACAGGGCUUCUCUGUCACUGUCAGACAAAACGUGCUUUGCUCAAUUGAAGGAUAUUGAGAAACUGUCGGUAAAGGAUAUGGGGAGCAUUUUUCGCUACGCAAUACAAUACAAUAUAUGGACUGACGCUCAACUUAAAGCCUUUCUUUCAGAAAUUCGGGUCCAGGCCUUGUCCGUUGUUACCGCAAUUGAUCACGCGCUUCCCCCCUUACAUCGUGCGUCAAUGGUGCAAGAACCAAACGCGCAGAGUAGCAGUCCUAGGAACUUUGGAGAUAUGGACGUACUCCUGUUUUCAGCAGCCGUUCGAGUAUUUGCGGAAUGGAGACUUCUUCGCCUUACCCCAGCAGGAUAUCGAAAUUACGCACUUGGGAUGGCGCUGACACGUCGCGAUUUGGUGCAAAAUAUUGGAAAGAUAGAAGCUGCUGUACAUGAGCUAUUGGAAAGCCAAACUUCUCACAACGGAGUCAAUUCUAUUAGACCUACAAUUUGGCAAUUGCUGGAUUACGAAGUACAGCGUGGUGUGCACCCAAAGCUACCUUAUUUGGUCGAGAAAUCGGGUGCGUCGGGUAUCCUUUGGAUCAUGCGGCAACUGAGUUUCCAGGUGAAUUCAUUUGAAUACAUUUCUAAGGUACCAACAGCGUUUCCGUCAUUCAAGAUAGCCGUUCGCUCAGCAUAUGAUCGAGUUUAUGGCGACUAUCAUGGAUUCUUCUUAAAGCAAAUUUUUUGGAAUUCGUUCAAAUCGGCUCCGGAAGCUAGCGUAAUUCUGAAGUUUAUGGAGGAAACCGAAGAAAUUAUGUCCAGAGAUCUGUCUCCAUCGAAUUCAUCCGAAAAGGCCACUGUUCUAACAAGAGAUGCUGUUUGUGAUAACAUACAAUCUCCUCAAGAGCGGAAUCAUUUUAUUGGCAUGUUUCUCGAAGUGCAGCAGUUUCUUAAGCAGUGUCACGGGGGGCACCCAAAAGUAAGGCCACCAGCAGUCGACACAUCACUUCAUGGCCCUGAACAUAUUGGACAAAAGGGAGGGGAUCUCACCGCUUUUCUUCUCGAAAUGCACCCGCUAAUAUCAGGACUUGAUGGCCUGAUUGGACACUUCAAUAUGAAAGAUCCCUCUAAAGUUUAGCCGCCGGAGAGCCUGUACCUCCUCUAAUCCCAUUUAUUUACUUGAAGCUAGCAGGGACAUAGAUACCGGCAACUUCAUCCUUGUAAGAUGAUUUAGUAAAAGGCCAAAUUGUUUACAGUCAGCAAUUUGAAAGUGUGUUGGCCUACCGCAUUUUCGGGGACACUAACAAAAACAGUUGUUGUAACACCGU